Messenger RNA from Synchiropus splendidus (mandarinfish), 6541 nucleotides. It is a transcript of the gene pde4ba, whose product is annotated as phosphodiesterase 4B, cAMP-specific a. Gene Ontology annotation, biological process: signal transduction. Bases 511 to 2721 code for a protein of 736 amino acids. The record is from RefSeq and is a predicted model, not a curated record. Gene Ontology annotation, molecular function: transmembrane transporter binding; 3',5'-cyclic-AMP phosphodiesterase activity. The transcript is spliced from 14 exons. Lineage: Eukaryota; Metazoa; Chordata; Actinopteri; Syngnathiformes; Callionymidae. Gene Ontology annotation, cellular component: cytosol; nucleus; perinuclear region of cytoplasm.
ACUCUGAAUGAAAGAGCUACUGAAGCGUCAGGCUGCGUGCUGCGCCUCGCUCUGACACUAAGAGGGAAGUGGACUUGAGUCACUCUCUGCCACACCAGGAGUGCCUGUGGGGAGGCUGAGGUCAGAAGAUCGGAGAGGUCAUCCAAGCAGCGGUUGAUGAGGAGGGGCAGGGAGAGGCAGUUUUCUGUGCUCUUGAAUGUUUCAUAGCUCUCCAACAUCCUGCUGCUGGAUGAUGGAGAUGUGCAUUUAGCAGGAGGAGCACCAGUGUGGGACUGGAGGGACUGCGGACAGCGUCAGAAUGGAGUACUGGUCUACAUGAAUGUGACCCCACAAUCUGCAGGGACCCCCGAUAAAAGAGAGGAGUAGCAGCCUGGUGGAUUCCUGAGCCUGUUAUAAUCUGGUGGCGGCAACAGAGAAGGCAUGUCGUUCCUAUGACAUGCGUGAGGGUGCAGAAGACCGAGCGGGGCCAGUGAAGUGAAAGGAGGAGAGAAGGGGGGAAUUGAAUCAGUAAUGUCGUCCAAUGAGCUGAGUGUGGAGAUGGACUCCUGCAUCAGGACUUUCAAGGAGCACAUGCACCUGGAGCUGGAGCCCCCCAAAAUCCCGGGUGUGGUGGGAGGGAAACGAGGUGCCACGUCUCCCAAACUUUCCCCCCGCAGCUCGCCGAGACUCUUCCGCAAGCUGAUGGUCAAUAAGAGCAUCCGACAGAGGCGGCGCUUCACCGUGGCUCACACAUGUUUUGAUGUGGAGAAUGGCCCGUCCGCCAGCUGCAGUCCCCUGGACCCCCAGGCCUCUCCAGGAUCCGGUCUGGUCCUCCACACCAACUUCCCGGGUCACAACCAGCGGAGAGAGUCCUUUUUGUACCGCUCUGACAGCGACUAUGAUCUGUCACCCAAGUCCAUGUCGAGGAAUUCCUCCAUCGCCUCUGAACUACAUGGCGAUGACCUGAUUGUAACACCUUUUGCUCAGGUUCUGGCGAGCCUUCGAAGUGUCAGGAAUAACUUUACAGUGCUGACCAACGUCCAGUGUGCGUCCAGCAAGAGAUCUCCGGCCGCUGUAACUCAGCCUCCCAUCACCAGAGUUUGUCUGCCAGAUGAUGCCUACCAGAAACUGGCCACCGAGACCAUGGAGGAACUGGACUGGUGUCUGGACCAGCUGGAGACCAUCCAGACCUAUCGAUCGGUCAGCGACAUGGCGUCCAACAAGUUCAAGAGAAUGUUGAAUCGGGAGUUGACGCAUCUUUCCGAGAUGAGUCGGUCUGGGAACCAGGUUUCCGAAUUCAUCUCCAACACCUUCCUGGACAAACAGAACGAGGUGGAAAUCCCGUCCCCAACAUCCAAAACGCGGGAAAAGAAGAAGCAACAGAAGCAGCAGCUGAUGACGCAGAUUAGCGGAGUCAAGAAGGUAUCUCACGGACCGUCGCUGUCCAGCAGCAGCAUCUCGCGCUUCGGUGUCAAGACAGACAAAGAGGAGCUGCUGUCCAAAGAGCUGGAGGACCUGAACAAGUGGGGCCUGAACAUCUUCACCGUGUCGGAGUACUCCAACAACAGACCGCUCACGUGCAUCAUGUACGCCAUCUUUCAGGAGCGAGAUUUGUUAAAAACAUUUAAGAUCCCAGUGGACACUUUUGUUGCCUACAUGAUGACUCUGGAGGACCACUACCAUUCAGACGUGGCCUACCACAACAGUCUUCACGCUGCAGAUGUCGCACAGUCCACCCACAUCCUCCUCUCGACGCCAGCCCUCGACGCUGUGUUCACUGAUCUGGAGAUCCUAGCAGCCAUCUUUGCUGCUGCUAUCCAUGACGUCGACCAUCCUGGAGUAUCGAACCAAUUCCUCAUCAAUACCAACUCAGAGCUGGCGCUGAUGUACAACGAUGAGUCUGUGCUGGAAAACCAUCACCUAGCUGUGGGGUUCAAGCUGCUCCAGGAGGAGAGCUGCGACAUUUUCCAAAACCUGACCAAGAAGCAGCGGCAGUCUCUGCGCAAGAUGGUCAUCGACAUGGUUCUGGCCACCGACAUGUCAAAACACAUGAGUUUGUUGGCUGAUCUGAAGACAAUGGUGGAAACCAAGAAGGUGACCAGCUCUGGAGUUCUGCUGCUGGAUAACUACACUGACAGAAUACAGGUGCUGCGGAACAUGGUGCACUGCGCUGACCUGAGCAACCCCACCAAGUCCUUAGAGUUGUAUCGCCAGUGGACCGACCGGAUCAUGGAGGAGUUCUUUCACCAGGGCGACCGAGAGAGGGAGCGGGGGAUGGAGAUCAGCCCCAUGUGUGACAAACACACGGCAUCAGUGGAGAAGAGCCAGGUGGGCUUCAUUGACUACAUCGUGCACCCUCUGUGGGAGACCUGGGCGGAUUUGGUCCACCCAGAUGCCCAAGACAUACUGGACACGUUGGAGGACAAUAGGAACUGGUACCAGAGCAUGAUCCCCCAAAGCCCUUCGCCGCCCUUCUACGAUCAAGGCUCACAUGGACAUGGCGGUGGCACAGGAGGUCAGGGAGGAGGGGAGAAGUUUCAGUUCGAGCUAACCUUAGAGGAGGAGGACCUGGAUGGGAUAGAGAAAGACGGGGAAGAGGAGGCGAUAGAGGAAGAAGAAGAGAGUCUGGGAGACUCUCACUCUCCUCCCCCGGGUUAUUUGGACGGUCAGGACAAUGUGGAUGGCAUGACGGAGCCCACGAUAGAGAUCCUGACACAUGAGGCGUCACCGAGGGACACAUAAGGUUUCCACAUGGUGAUCUGAGAGGUUAUUUGGAAACCAAGAGGGAGACUCCUCUUGCAGUUGUGCUUUUUUAAACAAGCCGACAGGAGCUUGUCUUUUGGCCCGCACGCGGGGCAUCUUGCACUUGGGUGUUUGAAGCCAGAGACGGACGGACAGUUUGAGCGAGGUGGCUUCAGAGUUCUCAGGAAAUCAUUACUGCGAACAUUUUCGUCAUGAUGGAUCGGCGAGACUUAAGGUGGCGUUUGAAGGAUUUUGGCCAGUUUGGGAUUUUUUUUUGUUUUCUGUUCUGGACUCGUAUAAAUGGACAUCGACACUACUGAGAGAAGUUUUGUACCGAAAAGACUUUUUUUUAAUGAUCUAGAAGUAGUAGCAUAGCGUUAAGUUCUACUGAUGGAGACACGUUUGUAAGAGUUCAUUCUGUUCCUGUACCAUUGUCAAAAGACUUUUGUGUGCCUUUUUUACUAAUGUCUUUAUAUAGUUUUUUAUUUAUUGAACACUCUAGUUUGUCUGUGAAAUGUUCUUUUUCUUAUCAAAGAAAGUUUUAUAUGUUAUUAAGAGGACAGUCUUCCAUGUAUUGGGCAAUAGAGAAAUCCAAACAAACAUACAUAAUAACUCCUGGGUAGAGACUCAUUACACACAUUUGAUCUUUCAGCACAGAGCUACACAGGUUUAAUGUGGGUUACUUUUGAUGGCAGGCUGCAGGUUUCACAUUCACUUAUUCAAGUACAUCUUCUGAAAGCUACGUUCACAUUAGCUGAAGCGACGUCUUGCGUUCACAGUCAAAUCAACUUUAGCUUGCAUAUUUACAUUCCAACACGGUGUGAAUUUUACAUUCCAACUGUGAAAAGUAAGUCUGUAUGACAUUCUAACAACUGCAAGACCGAACAUCCAUGGACAUUCAGUCUUGCAAUUAUGUCCAGAAAUGGUUAAAAUGUCAUUCCAACAAACUCCUCUUCCUGUUUAUCUCUUUCUGGAGAUAAUGGUGGUAGCUGUAGCCUCAAAACUUGCCUACUUUCCCCAAAGGCAUCCAGGGCUAUCUUAGCCCUUAUGGCAGCAAAUACACAAUAAUGACCAGCGAUUGAACGUUCAUAACAUCAUCAAUAGAGCAAUAAAGAUGAUCUCCUGCUAGCUAGCAACUGUCAUAAUUCGACACUUUCAUGUUACAUAACAUGGACAAGAGAAAACAUUUUAAAAUAUAUUUGUGUGUACAAAGAAGCCUAAAGUGACUUGGGUAAGACACCAUGCUGUAACACUCACACUUGCAAUAUGCUUGGUAGCAGGCGAGAUACCAUAAGGACUGAAAUGAGAACUGAAUUUAGCUUUAAAAAGCCAAAUAGACAAAGGUAAAAUGUUUAUAAGAUCUAGACAUGGUUCCAGCUGUAGCUACCAGCCUGUAAAGGCUGGCUUCAUCGCUCGUUGCUAAGUCAUUACAGUGCCACAAACCAUGAUGGUACUCAUCCCAUCUCCCAUUAGAAUUUAAAAACUCAAGUUGAUGUGAACAUAGCUUUUUUUCUUCCAUCCCAAAUGAAAUCGAUUGGGCUGUGAGCCAUUUAUACUAAACCAGUGACUUCUUUCUUCACCUAGAAUUUGUAAAAUCCUCCGACAGAGCAGAAAUAUCCAACUGCGGCGAUUCUAUUUUUAGCUUCCAGUCCAAAAUAAUCCUGUUAGUUGGAGCCGGACCUGACCUGGGCCGGUCUGAUACGCUGCCCCCCUCCCGUCCCCCUGGCCCCGUUGCAAUCAGACCCAGAUCCGCUGAUUAAAGGUGCCCUGGCUGCUGCCGGAGUGCGGGGGGCUGUGAGACCCUCAUCAGUGGGACUAUUCACAUGGUUUGCAAACCCCUCAGGCUCCAUGGACACGACCCCAAAACAAUCAGGCCAGCUAUUUCUUCUACGCCACAAAAAAUCUCUGGAGUGCUGCUUCUCUGUGCUGACGUCAGUACCCCCCCACCCCCACCCCCACCCCUCCCGCUGCAUCAGGUUUUCAGGACGGCAACUCAAAUUAGGGGAUGAUAAGCACUUUUUCGUCUGUUUACUGAAAUGCUCAUAAGGUACUCCGGCACGAUCCACCUCUGUGGAUGCACAGUACGGAUAGAAAGUGUGAACGGCUGCCAUCAGGCCUUACCCCACCAUCCCACCAUCCCACCCCCCACUCCCUCGUCUCUAACGUUUGUUGCUAGGAGCUCAAGUUUGUCCUUUUUGCUGUUUAUAACAGUGUGUAUUUAUUCUCUAUUUUAGGCAUGUACAUACAAAAUACUGGUUCAGUGUAAAAGAAAAACAAUCUAUUUUAAUUUAUAUGCACUUGCAUUACCUGGAAGUGGUGGUGUGUACGUGUAGAAGACUCUGGAUUAGAGUCUUUUUUUAUAUGAUAUGUAUUAUAUAUUGUUACACAAUAUAACGUGUUUAUAAUCGCACAAUAUUUUCAAUAAGCAGAGCAGAAGCUAAAGAAAACGGCUGCUGUCACAUGAGAACCUGGGAUCCACUGGUUAGCAAAAUGAACGCAACUGGAAGUGAACUCAACCCUUUCCACACUAACUAACGCUAACUGAUUUAAUGGCUUUUUUGUGUCAUCGACCGGUGAAAGCUGGAUUCAAAGUGCUACUAAAAUGGCAACCCUUUUAAUGCAAUGGAGUGAGCUAUCAUCAAAGUCGAAACUUUUGGUUACACAACAGUACAAAACAGUGUGAACGGCCGUAUUAAUGAUUUAUGGCAUUCAGAAAUGAUAAUGUUUGAUAAUGUCUGUCACACUGGAGUAUUGAGUAUAGUCACACUGGACUGUUCUAGCAAGGCUGUCGCGAAACUCCAUUGUAUGAAGCAAUCCUAGCUCAAAGUCAGAAUACCAACUUGUUUGAAAGUAGCAACUUCUAAAAGAAAUUUUUUUUCAAAUAAAAUGAAGAUCGCGAUGCAAAGUUUAUCCAUAUUGUCAUCCAGCUAAUCUUCAAACUAAACUAAUAAAACUGAGAGUGAAUACUUUUAUGUCAUCAUGGAAAAGUGCACUUUAUAUAUUCCAAAAAUAUGGACUAGAUUUCACAGCCACAGUUGAAAAUAUGAAGCUACUCGCUUGAUUAAUGCUCACUUAUUUGGGAAUGAAAUGAUGCACCGAUGAAAAAUGUCCUCACAAUAACCAGUGCGGUUAAACUGUAUUUCUUUAAACGUGGUAGAGCAUCCUGGGUUGUCAUCUGACAGCAGCACGUUGGUGAGCCAGGGGCAACAUAGAGAACAUGUUAAACUGCACCAGCCUGGAUGCACAAAUGCUAGCAAGGGACCGUAGCUGACGCCGAGUGUGGACUCCCACUAGCAGCUCCCUCCGACACGAGGCACACUCAUGUCCGGUAAUGGAGAUUGCCGAGGCCGGUUACGGGUUCCUCCUCCAACUAUGGACUAUGUCCUUUUAUCACACUUGGUGUAAAAGUAGACAAACACACACAGGCGCUGUCGUUGGCAUGCUCCGACACGUCUGCACGAAUCGAUCUGAGUGAAGACCACCACAUCUUCUGUAACUGAUUGUGCUGAUGUGUGACACUAUUCUGACCAAACUUGUCAACGGUUUUGAAAUUCAAAUUUGUCAGUAUUAACAUUGUUGAUCUAUGUUCAAGCUUUCUAUUGGUCCUAGUUGUGUCCAACUUGGUUUAGCACCGAUUUAGCACUAUCUGCAUGAGAGAUGGGUUUAUUUUUGUUGUCGAUAGUACGUUCAAGUCCACCAAGUUGUUGCUGGUGGGAUAUUCAAUGUUUCACACAAUGUAUGGUAUUAUAUUGUAUAUUGUGUUCCAAAUUCAAUCUGAAAUACUUUUCUAUGAAGUGAUUAAAGGCAAAGCAUGACUAGG